Suillus subaureus is the source of this 2283-nucleotide messenger RNA. Its product is annotated as glycoside hydrolase family 85 protein. Lineage: Eukaryota; Fungi; Basidiomycota; Agaricomycetes; Boletales; Suillaceae. Gene Ontology annotation, biological process: protein deglycosylation. Gene Ontology annotation, cellular component: cytoplasm. The transcript has 6 exons. The record is from RefSeq and is a predicted model, not a curated record. Gene Ontology annotation, molecular function: mannosyl-glycoprotein endo-beta-N-acetylglucosaminidase activity. The coding region runs from base 1 to 2283 and encodes 760 amino acids.
AUGCCUCUGCGAGGAACUGGACAUGGAAAACUUGUUGGCGACGAGGCACCCUACUUUGAGUCUCUGGCCGAGCUUGAUCAGUGGGCUAGUCUCCCUCACGAAAAGUUAAUGGCUGUCUUGGAGUACCAGGCCCGUCCUCAGUUUGCAGAAUCAUUGAACCGGAAAGGGAAGCUUUUGGGAGGGUAUACAGAAUCUCCUUCUGGCUUGUGCUAUACAUUCAAUUUUUGGCCUUUAUGUGACACAUUCGUAUACUUCUCGCAUCACAGAAUUACUGUUCCUCCAUCAGGAUGGAUCAAUGCUGCACAUCGACAAGGGGUUAAGAUGCUCGGAACAUUAAUAUUUGAGGGAUCUGGAGAAGCUGAUUGCCUCCGGCUGAUAGUUGGAUGUCCUCAGGCGGGCGCAGGCCCAACUUUACGUACAGAUUCGAUCCCCAUGUCAAGACACUAUGCCUCAGUUUUAGCAGAGCUUGCUCGUCAGCGCGGGUUUGAUGGCUAUCUCCUGAAUAUCGAAUGCCCGCUUCGAGGGGGCCCGGAACAAGCGCGGGCGCUUGCUGGAUGGAUUUUACUUUUGAGAUCCGAGCUUGUAACCAAAGUUGGUUCCCAUGCCCAAACUAUUUGGUACGACAGUGUGAUAUUCAAUGGCCAAGUGAGGUGGCAGGAUCGAUUGAACAGCCUAAAUCUGCCAUUUUUCCUCUCGUCUGAUGCAUUGUUCACAAACUACUUUUGGCCGCCAUCUUUUCCAGCUCUCACUGCCCAGUAUUUCAUGAGCUUGGAUCCAGCGCUGAUCAGUGAUGAUGCGAAGAGGUCUUCUAUUUCCUCCAUCAAGUCUCUUCAAAGCAUCUUUACAGGUGUUGAUGUCUGGGGCCGAGGAUCGCACGGUGGAGGAGGAUUCGGUUCCUACAAGGCCAUGACACAUAUCGAUCCCCAAUCACUUGGCCUGAGUGUCGCCCUUUUCGGGCAAGCGUGGACAUGGGAGAGCGAACAAGACAAGCCUGGAUGGAACUGGGACCAAUGGUGGGAAUAUGAGCGCAAGUUAUGGAUCGGUCCCGCAGACCCUCAAGAGGUGGUCCCCGUGCCUGAUACUCCUAGGCGUCCAGGAGAGCCUGAAUGUCCUCACGAUCCGUUCAAGCCAGUAUCGUCAUUCUUCGUACACGCCACCCCUCCUGACCCCGCCCAGCUGGUUUUUUACACGUCGUUCUCUCCAGGAGUCGGGCGUUCGUGGUUUGUCGAAGGCGUGAAUGUUCUUCGGACAGUGGACGGUUGGACUGACGUCGACAAGCAAAGUUCCAUUGGGAAUUUAGUGUGGCCGCGACCAUCUGUGAUGUGGGAAAGUAAUGAUCGUCCAGAAUCACUCCCUUUAGCGUCAUCCAUGUUGGAUAUGAGCGACGCAUGGAAUGGAGGGAAUACCCUUAAAGUUUCCAUUUCUUGUGCUGGCAGUACGGCCGAUGAUGCAAUGUUUCGGUGCAUCUGGCUCCCUGUGCAGUCGUUGAAUGUGACCUCCCUUGUGUCAUAUGACGUUAACAUCGUUUACAAAACUGUCGCUUGUGAGGGGACCGACCUUGACCUUGGACUUUUCGUAAAGCCGUUGAUGGAGGGUAGCGGAGACCUCCCAGAGGUCAAUGUCGGGGCAUCCACUCAGUCUUAUCUCAAGAACGGUUGGACCAGACAAGUUCUUAGCUUCUCGCUGCCCCCCGACGUAGUUAACGCGUCGAUUGCCAUUGGCUUGAUCAUCGGUUUUGUUACCGAAGAUCCAUCUCGACCACUUGAUUUUUCAGUCUCGUUAGGUCAACUUGCCGUAUAUUCAUCUUCUUCCACUGCCCGUGCCUCGAAGGGAACCCCCGGGAUUCUGUGGGCUAAAUUCCAAAGCACCAAGCCCCUCACCUCCCCUUCAACUGAUCUCAGCGGGCUUCUCGCCUGGGACAUUACAUCUCUUCUUCCACGUCUCACGUUACAAGCGAUAUCCUCACCAGAAGACCCGAAUCCUGCAUGGAUUCUAGACGAUACCAAAGAACGAUUCCCCUCAUUUCUCUACUUCAAUAUCUACGUUAACCCGCACUCCCUCUCGGGAAGUGUUGCGGAGCCCACGGCUGCGAUGUUCAUUGGAACAACAGGUCUAGAUGGGCGCGCUAAUAGAUUUUAUGUGGAUUCGACGAUUCUGCCGAAAAACGUGAUGGACGGAAGAGGGUUACGCUUUUAUGUACAAGGAGUUUCUGACAAAGGUGAUGUCCUACCAUGGGAGAUGUGUGCGCACGUGGAUUGCAUGUUCGAACUCGGAAGCCGUUGA